AUGGCUUCAGUAAUUGCGGGCCCAGUUCUCGAGAGAACUAUCUAUUCAGCUUGUUCGCUAGGUUUCGUGCCCAUUGCGAUUCGAUUCCGUCUCUUCGAAAUACUAGCAAAAGCCUGGGAUGGCCCACUCUCCUCAGAAGCAGUUCUGGAUCUGUAUCGCAAGCAGAUGAAGCCUGGAGACCCUGAGCCACAGGACACAUUGCUCGCCAUGGCCGGUCUGGGCUUUGUUGACCGAGUGGAUGAGGACAUGUACCAGGCGAACGAAGUCACCAAGCACAUUGAAGCGACUCCUUCAGCUAAGCAUGGAUCACUCCUAUUCACAACAGAAGGCCUCUUCGCUUCUGCCUUCCUCAUGCGAAAACUAGAAGCUAGCAACUUCCAGUACCCAUUCGACGAAAUAGACAACCCACUACAUUAUGCCUACAACAGUAUAGGUUGCGCCGAUCUAGCCGAGCAGAACUUCUGGUCAAUCAUGGAAGCCAACGGCCGCCUGACCAACGUCAACGGCUUCAUGGAGGGGAAAUUCGGCACUGUUCUACUAACUCCCGAGAAUCUCCAGGCCCAAGGGUACGACCUCCAAGCUGUCAUUAAUGAAGCAGAUGGCAUCUCAAUCCCCAGAACAAUGGUAGAUAUAGGCGGCGGUAAGGGCCAAAUGCUCCUGCAGCUCCAGGCAGCAUUCCCACAACUUCAGGAAGCCGAUCUUAUCGUGCAGGAUUUCAAUCCGGGCAUUGCGAGUAUUCCAGGUAUUACGCUGCAAAAGUGGAACUUCAAGGGAGAGGGUAACCCGCAGCUGGUCAAGGGGGCGCUGGUGUACCAUCUGCAGAAUCUCAUGCAUGAUCUGCCUGAUUUAGAGGCCGCGCGACUGUUGCAGAAGAUUGCAGAAGCGAUGGCACCGUAUUCCCGAUUGUUGAUUCAUGGGCUGUCUAAGAAUGUAAAUAUGGCGGGGGCGCAUGCGGCGAUGAUUCUAUUCUUUGGUGGGAGGCAGAGAGGCCAGAAGGAUUGGGAACAGAUGGCUGCGGUGGCGGGGUUGAGGGUCACGUUUCAGGUGUAUCCAGAGUUUGGGGAGGGGGUGGUUGAGAUGAGGAAGAUAUGA
Aspergillus tubingensis is the source of this 1092-nucleotide messenger RNA. RefSeq names its product putative O-methyltransferase. Gene Ontology annotation, molecular function: O-methyltransferase activity. NCBI's taxonomy places the organism in Eukaryota, Fungi, Ascomycota, Eurotiomycetes, Eurotiales, Aspergillaceae. The transcript is spliced from 4 exons. The coding region runs from base 1 to 1092 and encodes 363 amino acids. The record is from RefSeq and is a predicted model, not a curated record.